AUGAUGAAUAUAUUGGCAUAUGCCGGUUGUAUACAUCAAUUUCAAAUAAAUGCUAAUGGUCAUGUUCAAAUUGAUAUAUAUGGAUAUGAUAGUAAUACAGAAAGAUUUAUAAAUGCCAUUGAAAAGCCAUUAAUACCAUCAACGAUAACGAAAUCAAAUAAGUGUAUUAUUGUUGGUUCACAUAUAAUUGAUAAAGGUCUUCUGGUUCUUUUACACCUUAUUACAUCAAAUAGUUCAAUUUUAAUGUUUCUUCAAUUACAACCACGUCCAUGGUUAUGUCAUAUACUUUAUACAUUAUCAAUACCAUUAACAAUUCAUGGUUCAAUAAGAUUUCUUUCAAUAAAUGGAUAUAUGAGUAUAUUUAUUAAUGAAGAUAAAACUUCAAAUGGUUUUUACAUAAUUAAUAAUAAUGAACAAAAAUGUCAAAGAAAUAUAGAAUUUAUUCAAUGUUCAUUAUUAACAUAUAUUUAUUGUUAUUUAAAAGACAAUUACUAUUGGUUAAUGGGUAGUGAAAUUGAUUCCGAUACAGGCGAACAAUUGAUUAAAGUUUAUUACGGUUGUUCAACUUCUUUAUCUACGCCACUUGUUUCAUUUAAUACUAAUAAAUUUAUCCCUAUUUCUCUUACUGAUAAUAUUCAAGAUCUAUAUAUUAUUAAUCAUAAACUUCAAUUAAAAACUCGUAUAAUUCUUGGUGAUCUUAUACUAUUAAGUAAAGAUCAUCGAAUACUUACUUGUCAUAAUGGGACAAUAACUCAUGAGCUUUCAAUGAAUAGUUCGAUGAAUUCAAUUCUUUAUUAUCAUACAAUUGAAAAUGAACAAUUAUUUCUUGUUAAAAAACAAGAUAAUAAUUCCAUAGAGUUAUUUCAAUAUGAUGAUGAAAAUUUUACAUUAACAUCAUUUUUAAAUACACAUGAAACAGCUGAUUAUAUUCUUAUGGAUGAUUUUACACAAAUUGGAUGGAAACAAAUAUUAUUUUUAAAAAAUAAUUUGGAUUUUAAUACAUUUUUGUUAACUGAUUUUUCACAGAUACAUAUUUUUCAACAAGAAUCUGAUUGUGAAUAUAAUACUGAAAUGAAACAUUUAUCGAUGGAAACAGAUGAUAUUGAUAUUCAUAAUAGUCUUAUUCUUGCUCAAGAUAUUCUUAGAAAAAAGAUUAUUAAUGCAGAUUUUAUUGUUAAUGAAGGAUAUUUUCAUUGUAAACAAAUUGAAGAUGAUAUUCGAAAAAUCAGUAAUAAAUAUUAUGUUCCAGAUCUUAAUAAACAUACACAAUCAGAUAUUUUACUUCAAAAUUCAACUAAUACAACUUCAAUUCUUCAAUUAAUUGACAAAAAUUGGUUUAUCUAUCGAACUAAUUUAUUCGUCUAUGUAACAAUAAAAAAUAUUAGCAAUAAUACCCUAUCAUCGAUACAUCUAUUUGGUAUUGAUAAACAUACGAAUAAAAUGAAAUUAUUUGAUUUAAAAUCUUCAUUUCAAUUAUUACUAAAUGAACAAAUUAUAUUUAAUUUAAAUCCUAAUUCAUCUCGAACAUUAAUUUUAACAACAUCAAUUGAAUUAGAUAGAGAUAAUGAUAUAGAACUUUAUUUAUUAAUUAACGAUAAUAAUAAACUUUUUCAUAUUAAUUCAAUUCAUAUAUCAAUUGAAGAUUUAUUUAAUUCAAAUAAUGAACGAAUAUUAAAAAUGAAUGCAUUAGAAGUUGAAUCAACGAGUCAUUUUAUGUAUCGACAAGCGUUUAUUUAUAUGAAUACAUUAUUUCGUUUGGAUGUAAAUAUUCAAUCACCAUCGAAAUUCCAUCUUAUUGAAAAUUUUCGACAAUUAUUAAUAAAUCUAGGUUUUAAACAUAUUAUUAGUCUGCCAAAUGUUUAUAUACGAGUUAAUCAAGGAAAUAUUUUUGAACAUGUACUUAUUCAUUUAGUUAAUGAAGAUGAUGUUAUUGAAGAAGAUUUAAUUGUACAUUUUUAUGCUGAGAACUCAAUUGAAUGCAAAAUGUUUAUAAAAUAUAUUUUAUCUAAACUUGAUUUUCAAUCAUUUUCAUUAAUUAAUCCAAUAAAUUCAUCUGAUCAACAACAAAAUCAUUUAAUUUUAAAUCGUAUUCAAUCGGAAUUAACAUCUUAUAUGGAUAUAUUAAAACAAAUUCCAACAAUAAUGCGAAAAGUGGCUCCAACAUCAAAAUCAGAAUCAUAUCGUUUAUUAAAAUUCGAAAAUUUUCAAUUAUUUCAAAAUCAACGUCAUCUUACAGAUUUAUUAUUAGCAUCAUUAAUCAUAGACUAA
Messenger RNA from Adineta steineri, 2268 nucleotides. The record is from the annotation of a GenBank genome assembly. NCBI's taxonomy places the organism in Eukaryota, Metazoa, Rotifera, Eurotatoria, Adinetida, Adinetidae.